This is a messenger RNA of Hibiscus syriacus, 1105 nucleotides long. Its product is annotated as WRKY transcription factor 22-like. Bases 16 to 984 code for a protein of 322 amino acids. Gene Ontology annotation, molecular function: transcription cis-regulatory region binding; DNA-binding transcription factor activity. Gene Ontology annotation, biological process: regulation of DNA-templated transcription. Gene Ontology annotation, cellular component: nucleus. Lineage: Eukaryota; Viridiplantae; Streptophyta; Magnoliopsida; Malvales; Malvaceae. The record is from RefSeq and is a predicted model, not a curated record. The transcript is spliced from 3 exons.
AAGGAUACAAAACUCAUGGAAGUUGAUUGGGAUUUGCAUGCGGUGGUGAGAGGCUGCGCCACCGUCACAACCAGCAGCAGUGGUGGUGCCGCAGACAGUUCUUUCAUGGCGGAUUUGCAUCCUCAAUCCGGGUUUUCACCUUUUCAGGGUCAAAUCUUGUCUUUCCCAAAUCAGUUGGAAGCAAAAAAUGGUAUGGAGGAACUGCAUGAGCUUUACAAGCCUUUCUUCCCCAAAUCGCAGCCUCUACCCUCGCAGAUGAAACUAAAACAACAGCAAGAACAUAAGAAUAAGCAUUCUCAAACUGUCUCUGUUACAAGCGUUGUUACAAAAGCUAGUAGCACUUGUAGGAUUCCCAGUUCUUAUAAUUCUCGAUCUAAAAGAAGCAGAAAGAAUCAGCUGAAAAGGGUUUGCCAAGUUCCGGCAGAGGGUCUAUCUUCAGAUGUGUGGGCAUGGAGAAAAUAUGGUCAAAAACCCAUCAAAGGCUCUCCUUAUCCAAGGGGCUAUUACAAAUGUAGCAGCUCAAAGGGGUGUUUGGCUCGGAAACAAGUGGAACGGCACAGAUCCGACCCCAAUCUCUUCAUUGUCACGUACACCGGUGAACACAGCCACCCUGCUCCGACGCACAGGAAUUCACUCGCCGGCAGCACCCGCCAGAAGUCUUUCGUUCCACAAACGGACGCCGCCGGUGACUCGAUCAAAUCUUCCUCUGUUAAACCCGCCAACAGUUCGUCUCCGGCGACCUCCGUCACCGUGGAUGAAGGGGUUGUGGUUCAAAGUACAAAGGUGGGCAGCAUAGAGGAUUUGGUCGAGGAUGAAAGGGACGAUGAGUUUGGGAUGGACACGGCAGUGAGUGAUGAUUUCUUCGAGGGUUUGGAAGGAAUCGCUGAAAUGGUCGCCGGAGAUUGUUGUGCCGAUAAUUUCCCUGCAAGUUUUGACCUUUCUCGGAUUGCUAACAGUGCACCUACUGCCGCCGGUAGAAUCUAAAACUUGCCUGGGUGUGUAAUUUAUUUAAAAAAAAAUCAUGUACUUGUCAUACCCUUUUUGGUAGAAUCUAAGCCAACAAUGCUUUUCUUCUGUAAUUUGUAGAAUUCCAAUAAUGAGUCUU